This is a messenger RNA of Hirsutella rhossiliensis, 1050 nucleotides long. Its product is annotated as zinc-binding dehydrogenase domain-containing protein. The coding region runs from base 1 to 1050 and encodes 349 amino acids. Gene Ontology annotation, molecular function: oxidoreductase activity, acting on the CH-CH group of donors, NAD or NADP as acceptor. The transcript is spliced from 3 exons. Lineage: Eukaryota; Fungi; Ascomycota; Sordariomycetes; Hypocreales; Ophiocordycipitaceae. The record is from RefSeq and is a predicted model, not a curated record.
AUGGCUCAAGAAAACCUCUCCUUCGUCCUCGCUGAGCGACCGAACGGUGACAUCAUCGCUGGCAAGACGCUCGCCCCGAAAAAGUCUCCCAUCCCCUCGGCAAGCGACCUCCAGGACGGCCAGGUCCUCGUAGAGGUCCUCUAUCUCUCCCUCGAUCCCGCCAUGCGCGGAUGGAUGAGUGAGGCCCGCUCCUACGUGCCGCCUGUCAAGAUUGGCGAGACAAUGCGCGGCUCAACUGUUUGCCGCGUCGUCGCCUCCAAGGGUGCGAAGUUCAACAAGGGCGACUUCGUCUCCGGAACCGCCGGGUGGACCCAGUACGCCAUCCUGGAUGAGAAGCACCUGGAGCCCACGUCCAGCUAUCCCGGCCUCCAGGACCCCAUAGACAUGCUCUCUGCCCUGGGAUUCACGAGCCUGACAGCCUGGGUUGGCAUGACCAAGAUUGGUCUCCCCAAGGCUGGCGAGACGGUAGUCGUGUCUGGUGCUGCCGGAGCGACGGGCAGCGUUGCUGGUCAGAUUGCCAAGAUUGCUGGCGCACGGGUCGUUGGUCUUUGCGGCAGUGACGUCAAGUGCAAAUGGCUGGUUGACGAGCUGGGCUUUGACAUUGCCUUGAACUACAAGGCGGCCGACUUCAAGGACCGGUUCAAGGAAGCCACCAAGUCGUAUAUUGACGUUUACUUUGACAACGUUGGUGGGGAAAUCCUCGACAUGGCCCUGGGCAGGGCCAAGGAGCACGCUCGCUUCGUCGAAUGCGGCCAGAUCAGCCAGUAUAAUACGUCGACGCCCAAGGGCCAGACCAACAUCUCAAAGGUGGUCACCAUGAGAAUCCGCAUGGAGGGCUUCAUCAUCUUUGACCACAUCAAGGACUAUCCACGUGCGCGCAAGGAGCUCGCCCAGUGGCUGGCAGAGGGCAAGCUCAAGAAGACGGAGCACGUCCUCGGCGGGGGCUUGGAGGUUGCCGAGCAGGGGCUCAUUGAUUUGUACAAGGGCGUGAACCAGGGGAAGCUUAUUGUCGAGGUGAAGCCCAAGCGGCAUUGGUCAGGCUCCUUGUAA